Messenger RNA from Scophthalmus maximus (turbot), 3675 nucleotides. RefSeq names its product zinc finger, FYVE domain containing 21 (gene zfyve21). The coding region runs from base 72 to 806 and encodes 244 amino acids. Gene Ontology annotation, molecular function: metal ion binding. The transcript has 8 exons. The record is from RefSeq and is a predicted model, not a curated record. Lineage: Eukaryota; Metazoa; Chordata; Actinopteri; Pleuronectiformes; Scophthalmidae.
CACUCCGCACGGGGGGUGUGGCUCAGACAGGAGUUCGUGUGGCCGCAGAGGAAAACAGCCGCUCGAGCAAAAUGUCCUCAGUGCCCGACGGAAAGAAGCUGGUCCGCAGCCCCAGCGGCCUCCGCAUGGUGCCGGAGAGCGGCGCCUUCAACAGCCCGUUCGCCCUGGAAGAGCCGCGGUGGGUCCCGGACAAAGAGUGUCCGAGGUGUAUGCAGUGUGACACCAAGUUCGACUUCAUCAGAAGGAAGCACCACUGUCGGCGGUGCGGCCGCUGCUUCUGUGAUAAGUGCUGCAGUAAGAAGGUGGCGCUGCCGCGCAUGUGCUUCGUGGACCCGGUGCGUCAGUGCGCCGAGUGCAGCCUCGUCUCCCAGAAGGAGACGGAGUUCUUCGACAAGCAGCUCAAAGUGCUGCUGGCAGGAGGAACCUUCGUCGCCACGCUGGGAACGUCCGAGAAGUCAGAGACCAUGACGUGUCGCCUCUCCAACAACCACCGGUAUCUGUUCCUGGACGGCGAGAGCCACUUCGAGGUGGAGUUGUCUCGGAUGAACAGCAUGCAGAUCCUGACGGACGGGACGAGUCCGGGAGAGAACGACAAUCACACUUACACCAGUCUGCUGGACAGUCACUGUGUCUCUGAAGGAGGGACGUCGCGGGCCAGCGGCAUGCUGCUCCACUACAAGCCAAUGGGCUCGCAGGACGCCCAGCAGCUCCGCAUGGAGGCGGCCGACGACAAGAAGGUCGCCGCGCUGUGGUUGGCUGCGAUGCACAAGGCGGCCAAACUGCUGUACGAAGCUCGGGACCAGUGACGCGACGCCGAGCGGCUGCACGCGUGUUUUUAACGCCCAGGCAGCAAAACACCUAAGUGUUUCCGUACCCGUCCCAGCGGGGACUUCGGUAUCUUUUAGAUUUUUUAUUAACGCCAGUUCUGAUCCUGCCUCUCCGCCCGAUUCCUCGUCGGUUCCUUGAUACCAGUUCUUCUUAUCAGAAACUUUAUUACCUCUAUAACCAGUGUUUACCACACAUACGCUGAUUGUUCUUUUUCUUCUCUUUGCUUUAAUGCAUAAAUCAGGGGAUGCAGCAGAAACGUUCAUACAUGAAGAAGAAGCUCGUUAGUUUCUGUCGCUUUGUCUUUAAACUCCUGUGACAUUACACCUUCCAUAAAAAAAACAUUUUUCAUAACUUCGGAGAUGCGUCAGGUGUUUUUUCCUGACGACACAAUAACUUAAUAUGCUGCUGUUCAUAUUUUUAGUUGUGUGUGUAUAGUGGACGAGGAUUUUAUUUCCUUGUAGAAGGGAUGAGACACUUUAUGGAUCCCUCCCUGUGGGGGACUUUUUUUUGGGGGGGGGGGGGGGGGGGGGGGGGGGGGGGGGGGUUUGCUCAAAGGACCUUCGGCAGAACCGAGAUCUCCCAGAUAAAAAACAUGGUAGAAUUAUCGAAAAUUCACCACCACCGCAGCAUAUAUUCCUGAAAUGCAAACAACAUCACACUUUCAUUCACUUUAUAUAUAUAAAAGUUUACAGUUCAGUUUUAGAUUGAAGCGGCAUCAUUAAAAAGUUCAGGUGACACGUUAUCGUUUUCCUUUCUGCUGGAUUGUGUCAGUAACCUUUUCUCUCUGCUACGAGUAUUUACACAUUUAAACCUUCAGGCGUCUAAGGAAGCUACAGACGAUUCACCGACUCUAGUGACGUAUAUAAACACAGAGACGUAUAAACGCUUUAAAUGUAGUUUCAUGUAUUGGAAGUUUUGUACGAGCUAUUUUGUUUAAUAUUCCUACUUCAACACAAUAGUUUUUGUAACACUUGUAUACAGUUCUUCCUUUUUUCUCUCUCCUUCCUCCACCACUUAUAAACAGCCUGUUUCUAACUUUUCAUACGAUCGAUGUGCAGAGUCACGACCCAGGAAGUCAAAUCAAAACCUUCCAUCAACCAAAACGCAGUUCACUUGGUUUUGUCAGUUUGGCAGCUUGUUGUUGUCGGUUGUGCAUCCGAGGAUUCAGACCUUUUACAAACUAAACUCUUGUGUCGGUCUGCUGCUUUUAUACUCUGAAAAUUACAAUUACAUUCAUGUGAAGUUAACUUGACAUUUCUUAUACAGAUGUUCUUUGUCCCCCAUGUUUGUUAUAGUUCCCACAAAUCCACAAUUUAUCCUCAACCUCCUCCUUCAAAGCCCCAGUGUGUCAUUUUUGUAAUUUUUUCUGGCGGCAUCUGGUGGUAGAGUUUGCAAAUCUCAACCAACUUGAGCGACCGACAGGGGACACUUUAUGGUGGCGCACCGCUGAUUCAAUUUCCUAUUUUUGCACGUAUUGCCGUAUACAACAGGACGUAGAAACAUGGAGACUCACACGGAGGUCGGCUCCACCUCAUGGAACUAUAUUUAACUAUAUUAAAGUUGAUUAUACAUAUACAUCGAUAUGGACAAUAUAUUCAAUUACAGUGAAUAAGUUUUUCUAAAUAUUACACACUGUAGCUUUAAGUUGUGAAACUCAAAAACUGUACAAAGAUUUUUUUUUGGAGGUUAACUUUGGAGGCUGUAACUAAAUCAAGACGUGUAUCUGUAACAUUCUUUAAUCUUAGACACGUUUCAGUUUAAACAUGAAGUGAAUAUUUGCACCUAGCGAAUUAAUUCAAGAUGAUGUAAUAUUUUGUAGAGAAAGAUUCAUCUUAGUUCAGCAUUCGGCAAAACCAGCUUUGUCCCCUCGUCACUCGCCGCCGCGCCAGACUGUUAAAGCUUUAUUGAAAAAGCAUGUGUGACGACAAACUGAGCAAAGUCCGUCUGCUGAGGUAGAACGUGAGAUGCAGUUGUUUCCCUUAAAACACUUAAAAAUUAAUAGAAUCAUAAAUGUACAGUUUUACUUUAGUUGCUGACACUGUGUGUGUGUUGUUGUUUUUGUCUGGCUAAGAUCAAAAAGUGUCAUUGACGUCACGUGUGCAUCGUCUUCCCUGUUUCUUUGUCCGAGUCUUGAUGAAGGAUUUGGUUUAACGGAGCACAGAGUGGUUUGACCUUCGACCAAGUGACCCCCCCCCUCCCCUUCCACUUUGUAAUGUAAAGUUUAUUUUUAUACGCUGCUCACCUAAGAAUUGAAGUCACACUAGUUUGUCAUGUGGUUUGACGGAGAAGAAGAAGACUGUGAGGAUUUGAGUGGUCGGACUUCCGGGUUCAUCCGGUUGUGUUUGUUUGUUCAACACUAGUUUUUCCAUGAUAACGUCUUUUCUAUUAUAUGUCUGUUUGUGGAGGAGAUGGAUGAGAGGGCUGCACAGUUUAUCAUUUAAAAAUGUAUAAUAUUUAUCAAAUGAAAUGCAUUAUCCCUUUAGGUGAAAUUGGAAAAUCUUAAUCCUCUGAAUCUUCCAAUUUAAUUCCAAGAUAAAAUUGGAAAACUGGAAAUUUUGUCGCUUUUUCUUGACAAUAUCAAAAUGUUUUGUCAAAAAUACACUGACAUUGAUCAUAUGUCACUAACUGUGCAGCCACUUGAAACUAUCUCCACUUACAAGUUGAUCUCGAGUUUUAUUUUGUCGUUACUUUGCGCCACCUGUGACAUAACCAAGUUAGUAUUUGUGGCCACGCCCUGAAUUACUGUGCCCUCUCAUGAUCCCACGUCUUCGUUUAUUAUACUGAAAAUACUACACUCACCCUUUGUUGGAUUAUUCUGAUGAGAAUAAAGUCAAGUGUUUAUACAUA